Messenger RNA from Liolophura sinensis, 5746 nucleotides. RefSeq names its product ankyrin repeat and fibronectin type-III domain-containing protein 1-like. The record is from RefSeq and is a predicted model, not a curated record. Gene Ontology annotation, cellular component: spindle. Gene Ontology annotation, molecular function: protein binding. Lineage: Eukaryota; Metazoa; Mollusca; Polyplacophora; Chitonida; Chitonidae. Bases 449 to 4129 code for a protein of 1226 amino acids. The transcript has 24 exons. Gene Ontology annotation, biological process: signal transduction; regulation of establishment of bipolar cell polarity; establishment of mitotic spindle orientation.
AAGUGCAUUUAGUGAUCGUGGAUACCUCUUCAACACGUUUGCUUUAACAAGUCCUCUCAGAACUGAUCGUCAUUGGGACAACAGUGGUAUGUGUGAUUGACACACAGUAGGUGUGCAAAUCAGCUGGUAGAUGGUAGAAAGGGAGUAUGUGUAGGCAGGUUUUCUGUGCUACAUGGGAUUUUACCUGUGACAUACCUCUGGUUCAUAAAUGGUCUAGUUGGUGAUACACAAUCCCUGUUGUGUUGACAACUUCGGAGACAUUUAUUAUCUACACCAUAACAUGAACUGUGUUAACAACACUAAACCGAAAUGUCAACAGCAUAGGUAGAGCAGUGGUCUGGACAUAGGUGAUCUUAACUCUACCUACCAUGGCACUCUUCCCUGCAACGGUUAAAAACUAGGGUGUAAACUACAUGUAGGUCUGAGAUAGCUGUGGGACAAUGUCAGUAUGGCUUUGAGUAGGGACUUAAAGCUUAUGCUCUCACUGACACCAGCGUCCAGUGAGGAAGCUGUGUGUAAAAGUAAAACCAAAGGUAUGUUCCAGAGACUACGCCAAUCUUUCCGCACAAAUGACAGUAUCAAGGGUAAAGAAUUGCUUAGGUCAAAGACAUUGCCAGUGAUAUCACUACCAAUAAUGUGUAAUGGGGAGAUAAUCCAUCACCCUGCGCAGCCUGUCCAGCUCUCGCCAACCUUCAGGAAGAGCUCUACAGCCUCCUCUGACAAGUCCCCCAGAAGCAGCCCAUCUCUGUCAGACUCCUCCUCAACAGAUAUGAAACAGAAGAAAUGUCACAGAAGUUAUAGUUUGGACAGACGGCGCCAGAGGAAUUUGCAGAAGAGCAGUCGCUACCGUGACAAAUGUCCAGCCUGGAGAUUUGAUGAUGACAAUGACUCUACUACAUCUUCGGAAACAAUGCCCCCUGGUGGAGAAGACACACAGCUGACAAAGCAUACUGCACAGCUAUUUUACACCACUCCGCCCAGAGCCAAUAUGGUUCAUCAUAAAGAUCAUGAAAAAAGGCUGGAGAGCACUGGUAGCAUCUCAAAACUCGCUCGCAGACUCAGCCAAAAGGACAGAAAAGAGCGCCAUAAAGCGUCGUCACCAAGACAACGGUCCGUUAGCCUAGACUGUGGUGAUGGUCGGCGUGUGAAGAUUUUGUCCACCUCCCCGUCGGCUGAGUCAAGUCAGGGGCCCUCCACAGAGAACAUGACUCUGCCUCCUUCCACAAGUGCUCCACUCUUCAAGGACAUCAACAGCCUGUCCCCAAGUCCCAAAAUGAGCAAACACUUCAAUAGUCCCAAAAGGAAAGGCAGUGCAGAGCUGGAUAGUGGAGGUGCUUCUCCAAACAAAACUGACAAGAGGAGAAAUGACAAAGAUAAAAAAGCUUCAUUUGAUUUAAAUGGUCUGUUUGAGGCAGUGGAACAUCAGGAUAUGGACCAGGUAAAACUCAUCCUUGACUCUAACGGACUGGAUGUAAACAGUACAAAUGAAGAGAAUCUUACCCCACUGGAUGUAGCAGUGUUGACAAACAACAUUCCUAUGGCCAAAACUUUACUCUCUUAUGGUGCUAAAGAAAAUCCAACCUUUCUGCGUGAGGAGUUACGAGCUGAUCUCUUGGAAUCUCUUGUCUCGGACGCUGAGCGUCGCGUGGUUGAUCUGACAGCCGCUGUAUUAAGUGGGGGUGGCCACUCUGGUGUUUCUUCAGUGCAACAGCAAAAGGAAAAUGGACGUCAAUUAAGUCAUUGGGAAUUCCGCCACCGACUGCUCAAGCGAAUGAAGGCUGGAUACGAUCAUGCCCGGGCCCCAGAUGCUCCGGCCAGCGUGCUACUCGGGGUGGCCAGUAGUAGUUCUCUGUUGGUUCGCUUUGAUGAGCCAGUCAAUCACAAUGGAGCUGUCGUCACCAGGUAUAAAGUGGAAUGGAGCUGUUUUGAGAACUUUACUCCCUUGGCCGGAGAGACUAUAACAGAUGACAUCCAGCAUCCCGAGUAUGAGAUCAACGAUCUGAUCAAGGGGAACAUGUACUAUGUGAGAGUGGCGGCAGGAAACAUGAAAGGUUAUGGGCCAUAUACAGUGGCCAACCCACCCUAUGCUGUCCCAUCAAGUUGGAGAGACAUGGAGGGUGUAAAGCCUCGAUCAGAAGGAAAACUACAGCUGAUGGAGGAUCUGUUUACACAGGUUAAGCAAGCCCGACCUGCCAAUGCUCCAGAGCUGAAAGAUACCAACGGCUCCGGCAAUGAUUCGCCAGUACAGAGAAAGCGCAAAAGCAUCAAGAACCUGUUUGCCUCGGCUCCAAAGUUUCAGAAAUCUUUACGAAGAGGAGUUUAUUUGGCGUGUUUAUUAUACAACGAAGAUCGUGUGUUAGUGACAUCUGAGGAGCAGAUCCCAAUUGUGGAAGUAGAUGAAAACUUUACAUCGCCCUCUAUUCAUGCAGAUUUUCAUUGGAUGAUGAAGAUUGCCUGCACCUGGGAUGAUGUGAAGUCAUUACGACAAGAUAUGGAGAGGAGUAGUUCUGGAACUGCACACUUCAGGAGUAAACUUCUACAAGCAGCCACUGUACUACAGAAUGCCUUAGGGGUGCAUGACUUGGGUCAGUUGUACCAUCAGCAUCUCAAAGAUGACAGUGGCUGCAUCCUGCUGACGACAGUCAACUAUGUUCGUGAUCCUAAACAUGUAGCUUUGAUCUCGGGCAAGUGGAUUCCCAUUUCUAAACUUCAGCGUAGACUUUCCUUGUCUGGAUCAGAGACGUCUGAUGCCUCAGAGAUGCUUCUGAAUUCUUUAUCGGAGAUGAUCCUCUAUCACCAAGUGAGCAUGAUACCCCUCCCCAGGGGCCUCUACCUGGGCUAUUUAAAGUUACGCUGCACCAUGGACCUGAUAUUGAGAGUACAGGUCCAUCAGAAAACUCCCAAUGUGCUUCCUUAUACCAAAAUCAGGGAGUGUCCAAAUGUGUCAAAAGAGGAGUGGGAGUGGGUGAGAAAGCUGAGUGACCAGGAUGAAAACUUUGAGCCAUCAGAAGCACAGCUGGAGUUCCAAAAAGAUCUCAUUAAGAGCUCGCAAAGAUUGUUAGAUGUUUUAGGUGUUCCGGCUGACCAGGUAUCAGGACACAGAAUGUAUGAUAUAGAAGUUAUAGAACUUAGUCCCGAAGUUUCCUUUCUCCUCAUCCUUCCUCCAACUGAAGACGUGUGCAGUGUCCCAGGCCAGGUGGAUGACUUCAGUGAAAAAACAGAAUUUACAGCCUUAACUGUUCCUGUAUUUGAAAUGAUCCACAUGUGUUCAUACCAGCCAGAGUUCAUCAGUCGAUACUCGAGGCUUUCUUCUAUAAUAGAAACAGAUCUAUAUUUGGCCCAACAGGAGCAAAGAGGGGCCUUUUCCAAUGAAGAGCUUAACCUAGCCAAAGAACGGGUUGAUCUGCUGGACAGCUUACAACAAAACCUAGAGAAGGCGUGGAAAGCCAUGCGGUGGAUUAUGGACUUAAUAUCUUUCGCUCGAGACAAAAAUGUUCGUGGUGGGAUUCCACUGAGUGUACUUAAGACUCUACCAUCGCCUAAGCAAUCCCCACAGCAGGCAGGAACAGACUUAGAAAAUGAAAAUAAUAAUUCUGAAAGCGUUUGUGAUGCAAUGACCUGUGAAUCUAACCAAAUUCGUGUUGGGAAGGAUAACCAGAAAAUAGCUAAAUUCUAUGAUCCAAAUGAAGAGUUGUUGUCUGGACCGACACACUCUCACAGUGAUAGAUUUCACACCAGGGAACUUAACCCUUUGACUGCAGCCACCUCGCAGAGGACUUCAAAGUCUGGUAUUUUACGAGUCUAUGCUGCGUAUGAGACUGGGCUGGCAAAGGGCACCAGUGUUAAGUUACACGUCACACCAAAGACUACAGCAAGGGAGGUAAUCAACCUGGUUGUUCAACAGCUGAACAAGGCUGUGUGCAUGAAGGGCCGCAGUGGCCCGAUCUACCCAGAGGAACAGCUGAAUGAAUUCUGUCUGGUGGCAGUGAUCGGGGCCAGAGAGAGGGUGCUUAGAGACGACUAUCAACCUCUACAGUUACAAAACCCCUGGACAAAAGGACGAUUGUAUGUGCGCAUGAAAAGUAAUCUGUUAGCAGCUAUACAACAAGGUCAGGCCACAGCUGUAUAGUACUGACUGAUACGUAGCUAAUGGUCAGAGUGUGAACUGAGGUUAAAGGUCAGCCUCUGUUGUUUGUGCUAAGUAGCCUCUAGAAUACGGGUCAUUUGUCUGCUGCUCUCCCUGCUUGGAGCACAGUCGUUUUACACAGGUUGCUGACAGGUCUGUUACAUCCCUUGAUCAAGGUGUGGUUCUAGGUUUGGUGUGUGUGGUUUGAGUCUGGUACUUAAACCAAGCCCCAAGAUUCCAUAGACAUAUUCAGACUUGUUGAGCUGUCAACAAUUUAAUCAGAUUGCCAGAUUUUAUUUAUUUGAAAUAUCUUGAUGUUUGUAAAUAGGAACAGAAAACCUAUGUAGAUGAAUAGGUUUUGGGCUGUGAACAACCAUUUCCUGUUAGCAUUUUGUACACUAGUCAGGUGGUUCUUUGAGACAUGAUUGGUGUGAUUCCUGACUUGUUUUACACCAUGGCUGUUAAGAGUAGCUACAUUUGAACAUUGCUCCCAUCAGUGUGAAUCUAAAUGGUUAUCGUGUUGGUUAGUAUUGAUGCUUUAUCAACAAUCCAACAAUGUCUCAAUAAUAGUGAUCAUUGUUUUGAAUCCCACUGCGGCCUCCACAAACAAAUAAUACAGCUGCCAAAACUGUUUGGAUCAUCACUAAGGUAUUCUCAGAUGCCGUUUCAGUUGAACCAAAAAGCCUUGUCCAAUCAGUAUUAGUACCUCUUUUCCAUUGUUGUAUGUUAUAACAUGAAAAUCAGAUUUUCCAAAUACCACAAUCGAAAUUAUGUUUAUAGAAGUAACCCUUAUAAAAUCAGAUUUUAUUUCCUUUUAUUUUUUGUUACACAGACAAAUUGACAACAUCAGUUUGUUGCUGGAGAAAAAUUGAUGACCAUUCUGUAUUAGGUGUUGUCCAGAAAACCAAAUACUUAACCUUGAAAACCUUCAUUGCACAUGAAAUAAACAUGUAUGUGCCUAUUUGUGCACAUCUAGAUUUCCAAAAACUAACUGACAUGAAUUAAUCACCAUGACGUGCUAGAUUCAAGGGAUUAUUUUAGGUAACUUUUACAUGUCAGAGUUGACAGUCAGUGGUUGGGUUUUUUGUACAGUUUUCUUGAUUGUCAAGAAAGAGAAUAAGAAUACAUAUUGGUGAAGCAACAAAAUUUUCCAGAUGACAUGAAAAAUAGUAAUCAACUCUCAGAGACAGUCAGAUGUUGCUUGUUUAGACGUAAACCAGCUCACUGCCAAAAUUCUUUCCUUUGGUUUUUGAUUAGUCAGGGUUUUAUUCUUUUCUUUAAACUUUGGUAGUUUUUUUUUCCAGCGCUAUUAGUAAUCAUUCCAUACCAUAUAUAUUGUUAUCUGGCUGGCCCAAGUUGAUCUCUUUACCUCUUUUAGCACAACCACUGGUGCAGGGUUAUCCUCGGUUACCUCCCUUCUGCACACAUCUAUUGUGUUAAACACUUUUCAUUUUCAAAAGUCUAAACCCAUGGGGCCAUUCAGUGAGCCGUUAAUACUGCAUCAACAGAUGACACUGUUAAAGUUAUUAGAUGGUCUCAGUGGUACAAAUAGUAAUUUAUUGGAUAGCAUCUGUUCAUUCUGGAGAAUCUGGUCAUGAAUAAACUUUUUUGUUAACUUAA